CAAACAUGGCAUUUGGUUUUGUUCAGGCGAUGGGGGGUUAGUUAGGCAUUACGAUGGGAAGAAGAGGCAUGAUUUUAUGGGAAGCUUGUGCUUCGAGCCAAUACAGGGACUACCAGGUUUUUUUUUUUUUUUUGCGAGUUUUCUUUUACUGCGUGCCUUUCUUGCUUAUCUGUGAUCUGUGUACUUUGUAUGAUGCUCUUUUUCUUUUCAAGUUGAUGUUGGAACUACUUGUAUAACACGUUGUAUUCGCCUAUCCCGAAUAUUUGAGAGAUUUCUUACUUGCCCUUGUGGAUUGAGAUGCUGUCCCGAUGACGAUUGUGUUUUUCUGGUGACCGAGGUUGGAUUACAGUGAAAACGUGCCCCACGCCACGCCCCAGCUGAAGUUGACAAUCCCCGCAGUGGAUCUCUUGAGCGAGAAAAAAAUGGAAGCCGGGAUUCGCUUCUUACUUGGAAAAUACGUUGGGGCAGAAUCUGAUGGGUCGUUGUGUGUCAUGGAUUAAGAAGCAGCCGUUUGGUCAUUAUUCUUUUGGUGUGUAUGCUGCCAUGAUUUGCUUUGGAGGAGGAGAGCGGUCCGUUCAAGUCGUGUGCUUGGUUAAGUAGGGGAAGGUUGAAAUUCGUCAGAUUGUCUCAUCGGGUUUGAUUGUCUUAUAAUGGGCCUUGAACUGUUAUAGAAUGCCGAGGCACAGCCUGGAUUAAAGCAAGAUCGGCCCUGCAGACCUGUUCAUGUAGACGCAUGUAUCUCUUACAUAGGUACAUACAGUAGGGCACAUCCAGCGUUCAAGGAACAGGGGCAGUGAGUAGUUUGCAUCAUUACCUUACCUAAUCCAACCUGGAGCAGCACCAAUGUUGCAAGCUGAACAGCACGCAAGCAACACCAAACAACUUACCGGUUAACGGAGGCUUUUUGUGAACCAGGGCGUAGAGACUGACGUUAAGUCGUUACCUAAGACAAUUUGUCUCACCAUGGAAAAAAGGAAUUUCCUCCAUCCGGCAGCCGCAAAAAAAAAAAAACGCCUCCCAAAACCGUCAAAAGGCGUAGUCGUGACAUCAUCGUCAUGACGAAAUCGUUUUGCAAGCCAAGGGCAUUCUUAGUAUAGAGAAUAUACUUUGGGCGAAAUCGAGAUGCUAAGAGGGGAAAAUUAAAGACGUAAUUGAUUGUUUUUUUUUGCUAGGUAGGUUAGUUCACUGGCCUUUAGCUCCUGCCUUGCCGAUGAAGUUGGGCGGAAUACAAAUACCUGCUGGGUUUGCCUCCUUUUUCUUUUUUCUUGUAAGAUCUGAGAUCUGAAAUAAAACGAAACCUCCUAAGACGACGAUACAAUAAAUCUUCUUUGGCCUCUUCAUCGCCUCAUCUUCUCGAAUUCAUCACAGUAAUCGAACCAUUUCAAAAAUGUCUCUUCAAUACUUCCCUGCCGUCAAGCCCUCGGCCAUCGCCCUCGGCACCUUCUUCAACCACGGCGUCGACCUCGUCGUCCUCGCGCCCAUCUUCGGCCAGACCUACCACCGCGCAAAGGCCUCCAACACCAAGGAGGAGUUUAUCCGCUCGCGCGAGGCCGGCGGCGCCGCUCUCGCCUGGGGCACGUCCUUUGUGGGCUCGGCCCUGCAGAGCUACGGCGUGGGUGCGCUGCUCAAUGCCACGGGCACGCUGAGCCACAAGGGCGCGGCGUAUCUGGGCGCUCUCAUCUUUGCCGCGACUUCAGCUCCCAGCUUCAUCACUCAGGUCUUCAGUGAAAAGAGGCCUCUUGACACCGUCGGCGUCAAUGUCGCUGCCAAAAUACUCGAGACUGUCGGCCUGGCUCUGGUUCUCAACUGGUGGGGAACCAGGACCAACCCCUUUGAGUAA
This is a messenger RNA of Trichoderma atroviride IMI 206040, 1840 nucleotides long. RefSeq lists its product as uncharacterized. NCBI's taxonomy places the organism in Eukaryota, Fungi, Ascomycota, Sordariomycetes, Hypocreales, Hypocreaceae. The record is from RefSeq and is a predicted model, not a curated record.